AUGGGGUUCCCGAAGUCACCGGCGGUGGCCACGUGCACUCCUCCGCCGCAGAAGAAGCAGCCCCCUCCGUCGCCGUCCACGGCGAAGUCCUCAUCUCACAAGUCCCCGUUCAGUCGCUCAUUCGGCGCGUACUUCCCGCGCUCCUCCGCUCAGGUGCAGCCGCGACCGCCCGACGUGGCGGAGCUGCUUCGUUUGGUGGAGGAGCUCCGGGAGAGCGAGUCGCGGCUGAAGACGGAGCUGCUGGAGCACAAGCUGCUGAAGGAGUCCAUUGCCAUUGUCCCCGUUCUGGAGAGCGAGAUCAGCGCGAGGGAAACUGAAAUCGAAAGGAACAGAAGAAGAGCGGAAGAAAUGGAAGCGGAGAACGAGAGGUUGAAGAAGGAGUUGCAGGAGCUGAAGGUUCGAGCGGAAGAUGAGAAGAGAGAGAACGAGAGGAAACUUAAGGUUCUGGAAGAUGAGAUAGCGGAGGUGAAAAAAAUGGCAUCGUACAGUGAUUGUAGCAGUAACAGAACGGAGGCAUUGGAAAAUCACGUGCACGAGCACGAAGCUUCGCAGAGGAUAGUGGAGGUUUCGGUGAGGUCGAAUCUCAUGAAAAGCUUGAAGAAAACGGCGUCGGAUCUCGGAAGUGGGAUUUUGAAAAGAGAGGUUGCAGAAACAGAAAGGCCACGUCACUCGCGGUGUAACUCGGAGGAACUCGCUGAUUGCUCUGACUCAGUUCUCUCGACUUCUGUGAGGUCACGCGCGCCUCGUGUUCCGAACCCACCACCGAGACCUUCGUCUUCUUCUCCUUCGUCUCCGUCCAGUGGUUCCUCCAAUGACGGCGAAACUGAUCAAGCCAUUCCACCACCGCCACCACCUCCUCCUCCACCGAUGAAGGCAGCGCCUCCUCCGUCGAUUAAGGCAGCGCCUCCUCCACCUCCACCUCCACCUCCUGCUCCAAGGAAGCCUACAUCUAAGGCAGCUCCUCCGCCGCCACCGCCACCUCCUCCGGCGAAGGCGGGGAGGGUGGCUUCGGCGAAGGUGAGGAGAGUGCCGGAGGUGGUGGAGUUUUACCACUCGUUGAUGAGGAGGGACUCGCAUUCGCGGCGAGACUCGGGGUCCGGCGGUGCGGCAGAGGCGUUGGCGACGGCGAAUCCUCGCGACAUGAUCGGCGAGAUCGAGAACCGUUCGACUCACUUGUUGGCGAUAAAAACAGAUGUAGAAACUCAAGGAGACUUUAUUAGAUACUUGAUCAAAGAGGUGGAGAGCGCAGCAUUCACGGACAUUGAAGAUGUAGUGCCUUUUGUCAAAUGGCUUGACGACGAACUCUCCUAUUUGGUGGAUGAAAGGGCAGUGCUGAAACACUUCGAUUGGCCAGAGCAGAAGGCUGAUGCUUUGCGUGAGGCUGCGUUUGGGUAUUGUGAUCUGAAGAAGUUAGUAUCUGAGGCUUCGUCUUUCCGCGAUGAUCCUCGGCAGCUGUGUGGUCCAGCCCUUAAGAAGAUGCAGACUCUCUUAGAAAAAUUAGAACAUGGGAUUUACAAUAUCUCAAGAAUGAGAGAAUCGGCAACAAAGAGAUACAAAGUCUUCCAAAUACCCGUUGAUUGGAUGCUUGACAGUGGUUAUGUGAGCCAGAUCAAGCUGGCAUCUGUAAAAUUGGCCAUGAAGUACAUGAAGAGAGUCUCUGCUGAGCUUGAGACAGUUGGUGGUGGGCCUGAAGAAGAAGAGCUUAUUGUCCAAGGAGUUAGGUUUGCAUUCCGAGUUCAUCAGUUUGCUGGAGGUUUUGAUGUGGAUACAAUGAGAGCAUUUCAAGAGUUGAGAGACAAAGCAAGGUCAUGCCACAUUCAAUGCCACGGCCAGCAACAGAAAUUCUUUUGCAGGUCUGCAACAUGCUAA
This is a messenger RNA of Sphenostylis stenocarpa, 1869 nucleotides long. The record is from the annotation of a GenBank genome assembly. Lineage: Eukaryota; Viridiplantae; Streptophyta; Magnoliopsida; Fabales; Fabaceae.